AUGGCUAUCGAAGAGUACAGUAGAUGGUCGAGAAAGUUUGAAGAUUGGUUGAUGGCGUUUGCAUUUGCUAGUUGGAAGAGUUUGAAGAAUGGUUAUGAACAUGGAGAUAAAUCUGGUGAAAUGUUGACCUCAGCUGAUGAGAUUAAUUCAUUUGUAGCUGAACAGAAGUGUAUAGCGUUGUUAUUUCAGUCUGUUUGUGAAGACAUAAAAUCACUGAUAGAUUAUAAAAAUGCAAAAGAUCUUUGGAAGAAAUUAGAAAAGAAAUGUAUAGGUAGUGAAGAGAUCAAGAAAAACAGAAUGAAACUACUUAGGAAAGAGUUUGACAUGUUUGGGUGUCUAAAGAACGAGUCGGUUUUUAAAAUGAUAGAACGAUUUGGUCAUCUGAAGCUGGAAUUGGCAAGGCAUGACAUCAGAUAUUCUGAGGAAGAUCUUAUCGACAAGUUGUUUGACUCGUUACCAGACGAGAUGGACUAG
Messenger RNA from Helianthus annuus (common sunflower), 474 nucleotides. RefSeq lists its product as uncharacterized. Bases 1 to 474 code for a protein of 157 amino acids. The transcript has a single exon. NCBI's taxonomy places the organism in Eukaryota, Viridiplantae, Streptophyta, Magnoliopsida, Asterales, Asteraceae. The record is from RefSeq and is a predicted model, not a curated record.